ACCAACCGGGCCCGGCGGCCGGCCUGCGUACCCUCCACUCCUUCCAGCGCCACCCGUGCCCAAACCCAGCCACUCCUGUUUCUUCGUCCUUCCCCACUGCGAUAAAAACCGUGAGUGCGAUGGAAAGGUAGGUUCAAGAAAUCAAGAAACCGAUGGCGCCGAACAGGAGGAAGAAGGGACAGAUCAUCUCCGACUCCGACCCACAUUUCAGCGGCGGAGGUGUCACUGCCGACGGCUUCGACCGAUUCGAACUCGUCCCGGACUGCCUCCUCGUCUCCAUCCUCUCCCUCCUCCCCAUCGAAGACGCCGUCCGGACCAGCGUCCUCUCCACCCGGUGGCGCCGCCUCUGGACCCUAGCCCCCCUCGGCCUUCUCGACGACUCCGCCCUCCGCUCUGAGAAAUUCCCCAACAAGAAGCUCUUGGCCUUCCGGGCGUUCCACGACGAGGAGCAAUGGCGCGCCCAGGAGGGCUGGCGCGUCCGCGCCAUCGACCGCGUCCUCUCCGCGCACGCCGGUCCCAUCCGGAGCUGCCGCCUCUCCUGCGUCUACUUCCACAUCCCCCUCCUCGACGGCUGGAUCCAAACCCUAAGCCAGAAGGGCGUCCAAGAUCUCGUUAUCCUCAUCCCCAUGGAGAAGCGCUUCUACCUCGUUCCCCCUUCCCUCAUCACAUGCCAGUCCCUUCGGUCCUUAGAGCUGUGCUACUGUCGAAUCUUGAAACCCACUAAGCCUCGCCUCAAUCUUGUCAAUCUCAGAGUUCUGAAUCUGAAGCGGAGUCUCGUAACGGAUGCCGCCAUCAAUGACUUGCUGUCCAGCUGCCCAGCCCUGCAGAGCCUAGCUCUGGUACACUGUGCUGGCCUCCGGCGCAUCCAUCUCCGCUCCCCUGCCCUCUGCAGCAUGAUGCUGGAUGAUUACUCCUUGGAGGUCGAAGAGCUUUUCGUUGUCGAUGCCCCGAAUCUUGAGUACCUGAUGCUAGGUAAGAACGCGACAAGAAGGACGCACCUAAAAGUUCUCAAUGCGCCAAAGCUGGAGCUGCUGGGUUUUCUUGAUAUGAACAUCAAGAUGCUCGAGUUGGGCAGCACUUGUUUUGAGAAAAGCAUGGUUAAAUUGAGUACUGUGGUGCAUAGCCUGAAAAAACUCGCCAUUAGAGUGGAUUUCAAUGACGAUCUUCAGGCGGAUAUAGUUUUUGACUUGCUCAGAUGCUUCCCUUGCCUGGAAACAUUGGAUGUCUUGAUUGCUGACAUGGACGAUGACGACGACGACGACGACCCAUAUGUGGACUACUGGGAGCAGCAAAGUUCCUUUGAUUGUCUUGAUCAUCAUCUGAAAAGUGUGACACUGAAGGGUUUUUUAGGACAGAGGGCUGAUUCGGGGUUUGUUAACUUUCUUAUUGCAAAAGCACGAGUGCUUCAGGUGAUAACUCUUAUUUCUGUACAUGCUUGGAAAGAGGGAUGGGUAGGAACCAUACAGCAAGACCUGUGCCUUCAGAAUAAAGCUUCUAUAGAUGCUGAAGUAGUUUUCAUGAAAGAAAAACAUGAGAUGAAUCAGUUUCAACCUUGGAGUUCACUAUUUUGAACAGUAGCAACUCUGUUUGGAACAAGAUUUCGAGAUAUUUGAAAUCAGUUGGGCCUUUGGUUUUCCUUUUGGGUGGGGAACGGCUUGCAACUUUGCCUACCAUUGAUUUGGCAACCAUUCUGCCCCUACAUGUAGAGAGCUUUAAGUUUGGUUUGACUUAUUAUAAGAUGGCUAGGGGAUAACAAUUAACAUGGAGGAGUGAUCUGAAGGAAAAGAUGUAUCAGCUGCUCAUAAUAGUGCGAAUAAUCAGUACUAUCUUCUCCAUCAAUGUUGUUAAGAGAUUUGUUAUAGAAACCUCUAUGUAAGUUAUUUUCAUUGUUCUAUUCUGGAACUCAUAAUUUUACUGCAGUUCUUCAUAUGAAACUUUUUUAUUUAGGUUA
Messenger RNA from Phoenix dactylifera (date palm), 1951 nucleotides. The record is from RefSeq and is a predicted model, not a curated record. NCBI's taxonomy places the organism in Eukaryota, Viridiplantae, Streptophyta, Magnoliopsida, Arecales, Arecaceae.